Panonychus citri (citrus red mite) is the source of this 759-nucleotide messenger RNA. RefSeq lists its product as uncharacterized. The record is from RefSeq and is a predicted model, not a curated record. The coding region runs from base 1 to 759 and encodes 252 amino acids. The transcript has a single exon. NCBI's taxonomy places the organism in Eukaryota, Metazoa, Arthropoda, Arachnida, Trombidiformes, Tetranychidae.
AUGUUUCAACAAGAAAAAUUUUUGAUCGAUGGUGUACCGAUAACAUUAAGAUUUAAAUUGGCACCAGAUACAUUUGGAUUGACCUGUUCCACUCAAGGACCAAUCAAUUUGAAAUUUCAACAGCUUUCACUUUUCGUAAGACGAGUGAAACUUUUUAUGCCCGUUCAGAUGACAAUUGAAAAAAACUUGACCAACUCAAUGGUAAAAUACUAUUUCCAGCGUAAUGAGGUUAAAUCAUAUCACCUUGUGAGUGGCUUCGCUGCCAAUAGCAUUGACAAUGUGUAUAAUGGUCAACUACCCCGAAGGGUCAUUAUUGGAUUUGUAUCUGACAAGUCUUUCAACGGAGAGAUACAAACUGAUCCGUUCAAAUUUGAACACGGAAAUAUUAAAGAGAUUGCUUUUGUUGUUAAUGGAAUAAAGAUACCAGCUUCUGCUUAUAAACCGGAUUUCAAGAAUAGUAUUUAUGUUCGUGAAUACUACAACAUGUUCCGGUCAAUGAACCAAGAGAAUGGAAUACCUAAAAUUAAUAUCAAGUACAAAGACUAUGCAAAGAACCACCCUUUGUUUGUUUUUGAUUUAAGUGAUGACGGUACUCUUACCAAUGAAUCUGGGACUCUAUCAUUGAUUAAACGAGGUAGCGCUCGAAUAGAUAUUCAAUUUACUGACGCUUUAACCACAGGUCUACACAUGAUAGUUUUUGGUGUUCAUGACAACGUACUACAAAUCGAUUCAUCGCGGAAUAUAAUUACAGACUAUUGA